AUGCAUGUCCAGUCUCCACCUCGAAAUGCUUAUCACAUAUCAUUCCGCAGCUCUUCCAACUCACGGGACUACAAUACGACCUUGGAGACAAAAGAAACUUCACGAAGAGCGCGUCAUUCAGCAGAAGAACAAUUUGGAAACAAACUAUAUCAUCUGCUUCCUCUAAGUAAAGACGAGAUCCGUGUGAUUAAAUUGCAGCCUGCUACGUCUCUAUUGGCUCCAAUUUUUGCUGACCUCGCCGUCCUGCACCUCGGAGAUGGGAACUCCCAAUACGACGCUUUGUCGUAUCGCUGGGGAGACGGAAUUGAUCCUGUUGGAAUAUUGACGGCAGAAAAGGAUCCAGUCACCAUCACCAUCAACGAGAGGUGCAUGAGCGUCACGCAGAGCCUUGAAACUGCACUACGUUACUUGCGCCAUGACGAAGAAGAGAGAGUGAUAAGGGCGGACAGCCUUUGCAUUAACCAGGAGGACUUGGAGGAGAAGUCAAUCCAGAUUCAAAAAAUGGACGAAAUCUACAGCGGAGCAAGCUGCGUGAGAAUCUGGCUGGGUGAAGCAGGGGACUCCACAGAAUCGGCCAUGGCUUUGCUGAACGGCUGCGAGGCUCUGCAAGAUGAGACUACGACCACACAGAGAAUCAUACAGGACGAGGAAGGAGUUCGUGGACUGACCGAACUGCUGCUGCGGCCUUACUGGUCCCGUAUAUGGAUGUUCCAAGAGAUCCUUCUGGCAAAGCGGGCUGCAGUUCAUUGCGGCAUCUUCGUUGCAGACUGGUGGACGAUCAAGACAUUGGACACUCUAACAAGCAAUCCCUCUAUUUGGAACCCACCAGACCCUCGCAAAAGAUCCAUCGCCGAAUUACGGAAGUCAUUUUUCAACAUUGCGCACUUGAACGUUCCUUUAAGCCAAAUUGGAAACAUCGAGAACCUUCUGUUUCCAACCAGCCGCCUGCAGGCCUCAAAUGACCAUGACAAGCUCUAUGCGCUCAUAGGUCUGUGUAACAUUGGGGAUUACUUAACUGUCGACUACCGCAGUUCCACAAGAGACACGUAUGCGGACUUUACGCGGUGCUAUACUCAGCGCACCGGCGACCUAAGCCUGCUCUACGGCGCGGGACUUUGCCAGUCCUCCAAAGAUCAAGCUAUCAGUCUUCCCUCUUGGGUUCCCGACUUCCGUGGGAAAGACGGCAGACACUCGUUGUUCCUCGCUGCUGGAUUCUCUAGAGCUUUCGACGCAUCUGCUGGCAAGAGUCACCCACGAGCAAAACAAAGCGGCUGUUGGGGUCCAGAGCCCCCUGUCAGAGGUCUCUUAGUUGAAAGUCUUCUAGCGGGAGAAAUUUUGUUGACGCGGCCACUCGACGUCAGCGAAUCUGGGCGCAAGGAAUUGUAUCAUACAUUCGGCCUAGGCCGCGCGAACAACAGCACUUCCGACAAGUCUCUGAUACAAGCACUCGCUGAAGUCCUCAUCAUGGACAGCGAUGCCAAAAGCUGUCACCGCUUUUCAAGACAACAGGAGCGCCAUGUCAAUGUAUCACUGUUCCGAACUCUUGGCCUUAUCCGAGACGCAGAAAAGUUGUGCAAGGGAAACUUUAUGGAAGCAGGACGCGAUUAUGAUGUUGUGGCCUUUGUGGAGUGGGCUGGACUUGCCCAAGUCGAUCGAGUAAACGACAUCUACUCCCGACUUUGGACAUCGGAGCCAAAAAGGCUCGAUCACUAUCGCAAUAUGUUCAUACGCGAGCUCAAGCGCAGGCGAAGUACGUCUUCAAGAUUGUUCUCGACCAAUUCUGGAUACAUUGGUAGAGCUUCUGCCGAGGUAGCGGAAGGGGACAUGGUCGCUAUUCUCUCUGGCAGUAGACUUCCUUUUGUCCUCCGCAAGACGCAAGAUCAUUCAUCGUUUCAGAUUGUGAGUCCUUGCUACGUUAGUGGCAUGAUGUUUGGCGAACUAGCAGGCGGCUCUGGCGCGGGUUUAGGUCACGUUCAUGGUUUCGAGAACAUCAUACUGGUAUGA
Colletotrichum phormii is the source of this 2004-nucleotide messenger RNA. RefSeq names its product ankyrin and HET domain-containing protein. The record is from RefSeq and is a predicted model, not a curated record. Lineage: Eukaryota; Fungi; Ascomycota; Sordariomycetes; Glomerellales; Glomerellaceae. The coding region runs from base 1 to 2004 and encodes 667 amino acids. The transcript has 4 exons.